Notolabrus celidotus (New Zealand spotty) is the source of this 1309-nucleotide messenger RNA. It is a transcript of the gene cmbl, whose product is annotated as carboxymethylenebutenolidase homolog (Pseudomonas). The coding region runs from base 133 to 870 and encodes 245 amino acids. The record is from RefSeq and is a predicted model, not a curated record. NCBI's taxonomy places the organism in Eukaryota, Metazoa, Chordata, Actinopteri, Labriformes, Labridae. Gene Ontology annotation, molecular function: hydrolase activity. The transcript is spliced from 6 exons.
UUCAAAUUGCUGUGGUAUCCAUAGACAGCAACAUAACACAGCAGUUCAGUAUUCGUGGAUUGAACUUCAGCUGAAACAGUUUCUAACCCUGCAAAAUACUUAGUUGGAAAUCAGAGGUGCACUAACUACACGAUGGCAAAUGAAGCCAAGCCGUGUCCCUGUGAUAUUGGUGAUCGGAUGGAGUAUGGUGGACUCGGUCAGGAGAUCCAGAUAGAGCACAUCAAGGCUUAUGUAGUGAAACCAUCCACUGCAUCGGACAAGGCUAUCAUCGUUAUACAGGACAUCUUUGGCUGGGAGCUCCCAAACACAAGAUAUAUUGCAGACAUGCUUGCUGCUAAUGGAUACAUUGCUGUUCUUCCAGACUUCUUCGUUGGAAAGGAGCCUUGGACCCCAUCGAAUGACUGGUCCACAUUAGGGGAGUGGCUUAAAGGUAGACCCCCAACAAACACUAACAAAGAAGUGGAUGCAGUGCUGAGGUUCCUGAAGGGGCAGUGCGGGGCAAAAAACAUUGGAGUAGUGGGUUUCUGUUGGGGAGGGAUUGCCACACAUUACCUUUCCCUCAAUUAUCCCGAGAUCAAAACAGGAGUGUCGCUGUACGGGAUCAUCCGUGAUAGAGAGGACAGGUAUGGGCUGAAGUUUCCUACGCUGUUCAUCUUUGGCGGGGAUGAUUCCUACAUACCACUGGACCAGGUGAAUGUUCUUGAAGCAAAGCUGAAGGAGAAAUGCACAACAGAUUUCCAGGUUAAGAUCUUUCCUGGUCAGACACACGGCUUCGCCCACCGAAAGAAUGAGGACAUGAACCCGGAUGAUAAACCCGGCAUUAUGGAGGCCAGGGCAGACUUACUCAACUGGCUCAAGAAGUACAUGUGAAGAAGUUUCAGGUUGAAGUAAUCUUCUAUGAAUGAUGCCAGAGGAACAUGAUGCAUAUUCAGUUACGUGUCUCUUACAAUCUCGCGGGUUAAAAUCAAAAUAUAAGUGCACUUUGAAUCAAGCUAAGGGUCAUGAUUGUUGGUCAGAACUUUUCACUAUUUAGAGGCCUUGAUGUUUAGCGUGGGCCUGUGGAUGCAGAAGAACUGAUUUUUUUAUCGUUACUGAAAUGUGAAUUUAAUCUGUAGAGCCAAAACUGUUGAUCACUCUUGCCUAAUCAUUAUGAGUGCUGUUUGUAGAACUAUUGUUUAAGCAUGCAAAAUGUAUAUAAUGUUAUAUUUAGCGAGCUUUCAGACCCCUCUAGUGACUUUUUCAAAAAAGCGACUAGCAACAAAUCUAGUGGCUUUUUCUGGUGUUAAAUGGAGACUUUUGGAGACUGACG